Molecule: messenger RNA, 1092 nt
Organism: Mycetomoellerius zeteki
Lineage: Eukaryota; Metazoa; Arthropoda; Insecta; Hymenoptera; Formicidae
Source: RefSeq, a predicted model, not a curated record
ACAGCCUUAAACGAAAUGGAAUAUCAUAGGAAAAGAAUGAAUGAGUAUCUUUGUCACGGCUACAUAGCGGAAGAAAUUUUUAAAGAAGUGAGCACUCCUAGAGUGAAGCGACAUCCCGAAUCUUCGUCAACCAAUUCAAAUCACAACUUCUUAGGCGAUGACAAUGUUACGAUACACGAUAAACUUUUGGCGGAUGAAGGAAGCACGAAAUAUAAAAACUGGCUGCAACGAAUGACGACACUAAACGAUUUGUAUCAACAUUAUGCGCCUCAUAAAAAAAUAAAAAAAAAGCAAGAUAUUCAGCACGACGAUAUUGAGGAAUUCGAUGGCGAGGUAACGGGAUACGCAAUGCAAGCUCCUCUGCCGGAAUCAAACGGAAAAGUAGGCAUUUACGAUCCGUCUCACGAAGAUGACAUGCUACCAUCAUCAACGGGACAUCAUUCUUUCCAUUACGGAUCUUUGUUUGGCCAUCAUCACGGCGAUCACUAUGGACAUCAUGCUGACUUCUUCCCAUUUGCUCACGAAGAAUACUAUUACGCGCCGCAUCAUCAAAACCAUGAAGAUCAUAAAUCCUCUUAUUCCAAAGGAAAAAGCAGUGAUCUCUCGCUCAAGGAAUUCUUCGAAAUUGCACUCACCGCGCUUGCAUUCUUAUCAUUCGGAUUAUUCAUUAUUCAGCUUAUAUGUAAUGCUACGGAUAACAGCAGUAGGCGAAAGAGGAGAGACACGAUUUCUCUUUCCUCGUCUAUCAUUAGCAACGAAGACUUGAACGAGUUAUCUUAUCGCGUUUUGAGGUCCAUCGAAGCGGCAAUGGUUGCCGAAGCAGAUUCUGGUAAUUGUUUACGCAGGAUACUAUGUGAAGAUAAUCAAUACUCCAAAGAAACUAAAGAUGAUCGCAGAAUUUGGAUUCCCAUUUGGAGCUUGGGCAUGAGUUGGUUGUCUGGUAGAAUGUUGUACAAAACUCCAUGGUCGGCAAUGUUGGAUUCUAUGAAGGCAUCCAUUCUGGGCUUGGGUGGAAUCGAUUGCGUCUCUUUCUAUCCGGAAUGCGAUCUCGAGAGUGAAAGAAUUAAGAGGCGUCGCAGAAAAAAGAAAUAA